This is a messenger RNA of Brugia malayi, 3690 nucleotides long. RefSeq lists its product as uncharacterized. The record is from RefSeq and is a predicted model, not a curated record. Gene Ontology annotation, molecular function: ATP binding; microfilament motor activity; actin filament binding. Bases 1 to 3690 code for a protein of 1229 amino acids. Gene Ontology annotation, cellular component: actin cytoskeleton; cytoplasm; endocytic vesicle. Gene Ontology annotation, biological process: endocytosis; actin filament organization; vesicle transport along actin filament. The transcript is spliced from 31 exons. Lineage: Eukaryota; Metazoa; Nematoda; Chromadorea; Rhabditida; Onchocercidae.
AUGUUUGAAUUAUUACGAAGAAGUAUGAAAUGUCAUGAAGUGUAUGAAAAACAGAGUAAAUUCAGUGAAGAAGAAGAGUAUAUGCAUAGCGAUCAAGAAAAAAGUGAUAUUGUUCUAUUACAAAAACAGCUUUUUCGAUCGGAAGUUUUAUUUGCUAUUAUCAUUCCUAGUAGCGAGUGGUUGUACGCAAGAUCGUCUUUUUUUAGUGACAUCACAAUUAAACUAAACGAGAUGGAUAUAGAAGGACUGAAUAUGCUUGUUUGGGCACCUGAUGAUAAAGACGGAUUCGUUUUAUGCAAAAUUGUUGACAUCGGUUGCGAAUGGGUAACAUUACAACGACUGCAUGAAACGAAAACUGAAACGUUCCAAGCUUUUUACGAUAAUAUUUUCCCUGCCGGAGAAGAUAUCAGUCGAGAUGUCGAUGAUAACUGUUCAUUGAUUUACCUAAACGAUGGUUCCCUUUUGAAUAACUGUCGUUUGCGCUAUAAUCGCAAACAAUUUUACACUUACGUGGCUAAUAUACUGAUUGCGAUCAAUCCGUACGAGCAAAUUUCUUCUUUAUACGAUAUCGAAAUGGUGCACAAAUACAAAGGGAAGUCGUUAGGAACUUUACCUCCACAUAUAUAUGCCAUUGCUGAUAAAGCUUAUCGUGACAUGAUUAGUAAUCAUGAAUCACAAUCGGUCAUAAUAUCGGGAGAAUCCGGAGCAGGUAAAACUGAAUCUCAAAAGUAUAUAAUCCGAUUUUUAUGCGAAUCUUGGGGCCAUUUUGUGGGAACAAUUGAGCAACGCAUUUUAGAAAUAAGUACAAUUUUGGAAUCAUUUGGAAAUGCAAAAACAUCAUGCAACAAUAACAGCAGUAGAUUUGGCAAAUUUGUUGAAAUACAUUUCAAUAAAAAGGGCAUUAUUGUGGGUGGCUUUGUUUCACAUUACUUAUUAGAACGUUCACGCCUUUGUGGACAAAAUGCAUGCGAAAGGAAUUAUCAUAUAUUUUAUCAAUUGAUUGCUGGUGCUGAUGAUCGAAUGGCAAAUAAACUGAAAUUAAAUAAAUUGGAAAAUUUCAAUUAUCUUAAUAAAGGAUGUAUACAAUUCUUUUUGAACAAAGAAAAUUCGAGUAAAAUAGUACCAGGAAGAAAAAAUUAUGAUUUGGAUGACAUGCGAGAUGAUUUGAUUGACGAUUACAACGAUUUCCAAAGACUGCUGGGUGCAUUCAGUCACAUAAAUGUCUCAGAAGACAUUCGAGACGAAGUGUUCGAAAUAGUUGCCGCAGUUUUACAUCUCGGAAAUAUUGAAUUUUUAGAUGAAACAAUUGAUUACAAAAGUGGUUGUAAACUUACAAAAGGAAGCGAGAUAUAUUUGGUUAAUACAGCUGAAUUACUUGGUAUUGAAGUGAUCGAUCUGAGAAAGCAUCUUGUAACUCGAUUGAUGCAACCCACUAGAAGUGGAACUAAAGGGACACUUUAUGCAGUACCAUUGCGCGCUAGCGAAGCAAGUGCCGCCCGUGAUGCUCUCGCCAAAGCCAUCUACAGCAAUUUAUUUACUGCAAUCGUUAACAAAAUCGCGGAAUGCAUGCCAUUCCAUGAAAGUGCCUUUUCAAUCGGCGUAUUAGAUACAGCUGGUUUCGAAUCAUUGGAUGUAAAUUCUUACGAGCAAUUUUGCAUAAACUAUUGUAAUGAAAAGUUGCAAAAUUUUUUCAAUGAGCGAAUUUUGAUGGAUGAGCAAAAUUUAUACUGCAAAGAGCAAUUGCACUGUGAUACUAUUGAAUUCAAUGAUAACAAAGAUUGCAUUGAAUUAUUUGAACAAAAGGUAUACGGCAUCUUUGAAUUAUUAGACAAUGAAUCACGUUUGCCACGUUCCUCAACGCAACAUUUCACGAGAGCAGUGCAUGAAGCCCAUAUUUGUCAUCCUUGUCUAAUGGUACCGCAGUCAUCACGUCGUCAUCGGACGAUGCGUGACGAUGAAGGUUUUAUCAUUUGCCAUUAUGCGGCUGAUGUUUGUUACGAUACCGCUCAGUUCCUUAAUAAGAAUAAUGAUACUUUACAUGCAUCACUGCAGUGUCUCAUGCAGCAGAGCAGGAAAAGCUUAGUGUAUGAACUGUUUGCUGAUAACAAAUUUUCAAACACUGACAGAAGAGAUGUAUCGCAGAGCAAAUUGGUGAAUGCUUCGGUUGGAAACAAAUUUCGCUCACAACUUGAUAUUUUGCUAUCGAAACUACGUGAAACGGGAACCCAUUUUGUACGAUGCAUCAAGCCGAAUUCAGAAAUGAAAUCUAAUCAAUUUGAUGGUGCACAAAUUUUAUUACAACUGAAGUGCUCUGGAAUGUCUAGCGCGCUAAAAGUUAUGCAGCGAGGAUUUCCAUCAAGAAUAUCUUACCUCUCACUAUAUAAUAUAUAUCAAAAACAUUUACCAAGCAGACUUAUGACGCUCGAUGCUCAAUUACUUUGCAAGUGCCUAUUUCGAGUAGUUGGCUUGGAAGAGAAAGAUUACAAAUUUGGUCUCACCAAAGCAUUUUUCCGACACGGAAAAUUUGUUGAGUUUGACAAGAUACUACAUCUAAGUAAAGAAAGUAUUGAAAACUUGAUUGAACGUAUGUCGUCUUGGUUGUAUCGCUUUCGAUUCCGAAGAACACAGUUUGCAGUUAUAUGCUUAGUCAAAGUAGAAAGAUUGUUGACAUACAGGGCAAAGUGCCGCAUCAAAAUUCAGAGCGCUGUUCGUACUUAUAUAUUGCAAAAGUUAUAUCGGCCAAGGAUAAAUGCUUUAUCAACCUUAUCGGCGUUGUUAGAAAGCAUAAAUGGUGUGUAUCCUUUAAUUAAUAAACUGAGCGAAACGGAUUUAUGCAAAUGGACAACUUUUAUUCAUAUCACAUCUUCAACUGAUAAAGAAAUACUCCGUCAAUGUGAUGCAUUGGUGAACGAUGCGAAAGAAAAGUUAAAAUGUUUGAGACAACAAGUUGCUACUGGUGGGCUAUUGGAAUUGCAGGUGGAGUGUGAAAAUUUUGAAGUGGAACAACAAAGUCAACUUAAAAAUGAGUUCAACCGGCAAAUUAAAGAGGAGGCACAAGGAACUCAACAGAUGACAAAGAGUUUAGAUAAAUCAUUGGAACGUAAAGUUAUUAUGACUACCAAGGAAAAGGGUCAACUGCUAGAAAAUAGCCAUAUUAUUCAAUUAUGUGAUUUGUCCAAAUGGUAUUAUAUUGAUAUCAGAAAUGGUAUCAAUUCCAGUGAUCCGAAACUGUCAUCAGCAUGCAGAAAUGAAUAUUACCGUCGUACGAGAGCUUAUAGUGAAUGGAAAGAGAGAAAUUUGGCCUUCAAAGAGUUAACCUACAUGACAGAAAAAAGUGGAAACAAAGAAGAUGAAGAUCAUGAGAUCGCAUCAGAUCGAUAUUUUCGAAUUGUUGCUUCUCGCCUUACAAAUCGAGAAAAGAAUUUAUUUGGGAUUAUGGGGAAAAGUCAUUUUACAGUUUGGUAUGGUCAUUUCAAGAAUGAGUUCAUUUACCGUCAAAUAGAAAUUUCGCCCAAAAAGUCUCCAAUUUUAAAUGUGGCCGGACAAAAUAAUAAAAAUAUGUGCAAAUUAUCGUUGAAAAAGACGACUUUAAGUAAACGUAAAGGUGUCGAAAUCAGCGCUGCACGUUUCGAUCGAAUAUGGAUGGGAAACGGCGGCGAUCCACAUUUAUGUUCCUCUGAAAUUAUAUGA